Messenger RNA from Populus trichocarpa (black cottonwood), 1733 nucleotides. RefSeq names its product succinate--CoA ligase [ADP-forming] subunit beta, mitochondrial. Gene Ontology annotation, molecular function: metal ion binding; succinate-CoA ligase (ADP-forming) activity; ATP binding. The record is from RefSeq and is a predicted model, not a curated record. The transcript is spliced from 12 exons. Gene Ontology annotation, biological process: succinyl-CoA metabolic process; tricarboxylic acid cycle. Gene Ontology annotation, cellular component: succinate-CoA ligase complex; mitochondrion. NCBI's taxonomy places the organism in Eukaryota, Viridiplantae, Streptophyta, Magnoliopsida, Malpighiales, Salicaceae. Bases 159 to 1424 code for a protein of 421 amino acids.
GCCAAAGGGAAAUAAAGGCAAAGUGAAAAAUCUAGGGUGCGUCCAGUUCCACUUUUGCUCUGACCCGAUCACUAUUUUUAGAUUCCGGCAAGCUAUCCCCCUUCGCUCUCUCCCUAACACUUGCAUAAUCUCGGUCUAGGGUUUUUGAAGAAAGCAUAAUGAGAGGAUUAUUAAACAAGCUCGUUUCUUGCUCUCUUUCCGUCGCUGGCAAAUGGCAACACCAACAGCUCCGCCGCCUCAACAUCCACGAAUAUCAGGGAGCUGAAUUGAUGGGCAAAUAUGGGGUCAAUGUCCCGAAAGGUGUAGCUGUCUCUUCUCUUGAUGAGGUUAAAAAGGCUAUCCAAGAUGUAUUUCCUGGCGAAAGCGAGUUGGUGGUUAAGAGUCAAGUCCUGGCUGGUGGACGUGGAUUAGGAAAAUUUAAGAAUGGUUUUCAGGGUGGAGUUCACAUUGUUAAGGCAGACAAGAUUGAAGAAACAGCUGGAAAGAUGCUUGGUCAGAUACUUGUUACUAAACAAACUGGUUCCCAAGGCAAAAUUGUCAGCAAGGUUUACCUGUGUGAAAAGUUAUCUCUUGUCAAUGAGAUGUACUUUGCUAUCAUGCUGGAUCGUACUUCAGCUGGUCCACUUAUCAUUGCGUGUAAAAAGGGGGGAACCAGCAUUGAAGACCUUGCUGAGAAAUUUCCUGACUUGAUUAUUAAGGUCCCUAUUGAUGUAUUUAAAGGAAUUACUGAUGAAGAUGCUGCAAAAGUUGUAGAUGGCUUGGCUCCAAAGGUUGCUGAUAGAAAUAACUCGAUUGAGCAAGUGAAGAAAUUAUAUAAACUCUUCUGCGAGUGCGACUGCACAUUGUUGGAAAUCAAUCCCAUUGCAGAGACUUCUGAUAAGCAGUUGGUAGCUGCUGAUGCUAAAUUGAAUUUUGAUGAUAAUGCUGCAUUUCGUCAGAAGGAGAUAUUUGCUCUCAGAGAUCCAACACAGGAGGAUCCUAGAGAGGUGGCUGCUGCCAUGGCAGAUCUAAAUUAUAUUGGUUUGGAUGGAGAAAUUGGUUGCAUGGUGAAUGGUGCAGGAUUAGCAAUGGCUACAAUGGAUAUAGUUAAACUGCAUGGGGGAACCCCUGCAAAUUUUCUAGAUGUGGGUGGGAAUGCUUCUGAAGGACAGGUGGUCGAGGCAUUUAAGAUAUUGACUUCUGAUGACAAAGUAAAGGCAAUUUUGGUGAAUAUAUUUGGAGGAAUAAUGAAAUGUGAUGUGAUAGCAAGCGGAAUUGUCAAUGCUGCCAAACAGGUUGCUCUAAAAGUUCCAGUGGUUGUACGCCUUGAGGGCACUAAUGUUGACCAAGGAAAGAGAAUUCUGAAGGAGAGUGGAAUGGCACUAAUCACAGCAGAAGAUUUGGAUGAUGCUGCAAAGAAAGCAGUAAAAGCAUCAGCUAGCUGAGGAAUCAAGAUACGAAGACCAAUUUGUGUUCCUCCCUGUUCUUACAACUUCGGUGAAUCAAAUAUAUUGAAAGUUGAAAAUAAUAUAGCCACUACAAAGGUUUAUUGCCCCUCAAGAUUUUUGUUUUUGUUAACCCACCCAUGUCAUUGAGCUAGAAAAUGGUGGUCUUAUCUUUGAUUGUGGUAGGCCAUGAAAUGGAGGGCUUCGAGCCUCUUUUCUUUUUUCUUUUUUUUCUUCCUAGAAACUGUUUUCUGAAUGUCGUGCAUUGAAAGAUAUCAGUGGAUGAAGCAGGCUGAAGCUGUGGUAACA